Messenger RNA from Egretta garzetta (little egret), 3547 nucleotides. It is a transcript of the gene IP6K1, whose product is annotated as inositol hexakisphosphate kinase 1. The transcript is spliced from 8 exons. Gene Ontology annotation, molecular function: inositol hexakisphosphate kinase activity. Gene Ontology annotation, biological process: phosphatidylinositol phosphate biosynthetic process; inositol phosphate biosynthetic process. Bases 459 to 1964 code for a protein of 501 amino acids. NCBI's taxonomy places the organism in Eukaryota, Metazoa, Chordata, Aves, Pelecaniformes, Ardeidae. The record is from RefSeq and is a predicted model, not a curated record. Gene Ontology annotation, cellular component: nucleus; cytoplasm.
GAAGGGGGGAGCCAGGCGUGUCCUCGUGUUCGCGGGGUGUCUGGGGGCGAGGCCCAGGUGCUUCCCCGUGCGAGGCCCGUUCUGCGCUCAGCUGGGCCGGGAGGGUCGUCCCUCAGCGCGGGGAGAGCUCUGGGAGCUGGGCUGAGCGAGGGUAGCCCCGUGGGCAGCACGGUGCCUGGGCCCGGCCCUGCUGCUCCUGCGGGGGGGGCCUGCCCGACAAGCAGAUCAAGCGUCCCUUCCCAUUGUGCCCUUCACUUCUACAGGAGCAGCGCACAGGAAGGAACUCGGCAAACCACGGUGGUAACAUGAAACCAACAUGGCUGACUUGGUUCUGGUGUCCUGCUCCCUCUUGAUUGUGAGAGAUUGGCUCCAUAUUCCUGUGACUGCUCAACAGAGAGAGCUUGACUGACAUCUCUAAGCUUUAUCUGUGCAGUAAGACAGAGAAGGAGAAAAUUCUAAUGCCUGUGCCUCUCUGUUCACUCUCAAACUCAGUCCUGACUGCUGAAAUGCCCUUGUAUAUCUCUGCCUGCAUAGAUCAUUGUAAGGAAGCAAAUUGCCAGGAUUUCCCCCCCUGUGGCUGCCUGACCGCUGCUGAGCUACUCCUCCCCAGCCCAUGUGGCUCUCCCCAUGCUCCAAGAGUGCAACUGGUGCCCAACGCAAUGUGUGUUUGUCAAACCAUGGAAGUGGGCAAGUAUGGCAAGAAUGCCACUCGAUCCGGAGACCGGGGGGUCCUGCUGGAGCCUUUUAUUCACCAGGUGGGCGGCCACAGCAGCAUGAUGCGCUACGACGACCAUACUGUCUGCAAGCCCCUCAUUACCAGAGAACAGCGCUUCUAUGAAUCUCUGCCUCCGGAAAUGAAGGAGUUCACACCUGAGUACAAAGGUGUCGUAUCUGUCUGUUUUGAGGGAGACAGUGAUGGCUACAUUAACCUGGUGGCCUAUCCCUAUGUGGAGAACGAGGCUCUGGAGCAAGAUGAUAUGCCAGAGAGGGACCAGCCGCGACGCAAGCACUCGCGUCGGAGCCUUCACAGAUCAAGCAGUGGCACUGAGCACAAGGAGGAAAAACCUGGCCUGGCCAGUGACAGUACUGAAAGCAGCAUCCAGGAAACGAAGAGUCCCAGGGUGGACUUGCACAUCCAUUCAGAUGUUCCAUUUCAGAUGUUGGAUGGGAACAGUGGUCUGAGCGCUGAAAAGAUCAGCUAUAACCCCUGGAGCCUGCGCUGUCAUAAGCAGCAGCUGAGCCGCAUGCGGUCAGAGUCCAAGGACCGAAAACUCUACAAGUUCCUUUUGCUGGAGAAUGUGGUGCAUCACUUCAAGCUUCCCUGUGUACUUGAUCUGAAGAUGGGGACCAGGCAGCAUGGAGAUGACGCAUCUGAGGAGAAGGCUGCUCGGCAGAUGAAGAAGUGCGAACAGAGCACUUCCGCCACCUUGGGCGUGCGCGUGUGUGGGAUGCAGGUCUAUCAGCUGGACACAGGGCAUUACUUAUGCAGGAAUAAAUACUAUGGACGUGGUCUUUCCAUCGAGGGCUUCCGCAACGCCCUCUACCAGUAUCUCCACAACGGCAUUGAGCUGCGCAAGGACCUCUUUGAGCCUGUCCUCACCAAACUGCGAAGCCUGAAGGCAGUUUUGGAGAGACAGGCCUCCUACCGCUUCUACUCCAGCUCCCUUCUCAUCAUUUAUGAUGGGAAGGACAGCAGGGCAGGGAUGUUUGUGGAGCGCCGGGCGGAGAUGCGCCUGAAGCGGAUGGACAGCUCUCUCCCGGAGAGCCUUCAGGAUGGUGGCAGCACAGAGCCCGGCUCCUCAGCCCAGCCCAAGGUGGACGUGCGUAUGAUUGACUUUGCACACAGCACGUUCAAAGGCUUUCGUGAUGACCCAACUGUGCAUGAUGGACCUGACAUGGGUUAUGUAUUUGGGCUGGAGAGCCUCAUCAACAUCAUGGAACAGAUGCGUGAGGAAAACCAGUAGUCCCAGGCUAUGGCCUCUUAUUCUUGUCCUGGUGGCAGGAGCAGACAUGACCACCUACUACCACAGGAAAAAGCAGACAACUUUGGUUUUAAACAAUUGUAUUGCUCCAUUGUUUUUAAAUGUACUUGGAUAGAAAAGCUGAGGGGAGGCAGGAUGGAAGAGCUGCUUGUGCCGCCCAGAUGGUUCUGACCACACUAGCUCUGCCUUCUGGAGGAGGCUCUGUAGAUGCCUGCUGGGUGUUGGGUGUCCCGGUUCUUUGCUUGUAGUGUUCUGGAGGGAGAACCUGGACAUAGGGAAGAGAAAGGAGGAGGCUGUGGGGCUCUUUAGGGGGCUGGAGCUGUGGCCUGAGGAGCUUCCUGCCUUGGAAGCCCUCGGGAGAGCCUUCCCUUUGAAAUUUUCCUGCAUUUGGAAAGGGCACUUGACUAACCGUUGGCAGGGUCUGUGGGGCUGAGGGCGAGUGGCACAGGUGCUGCUCCCUGCCUUCGGUGGCGCUAGCUCUGCCCUGGGUUUUGCCAAUGGGGCUUUGCUUUUGAUGCUGCCUUUUUUUUCCUGAUGUUUGGGCACUGUGAGUAACCAACCCAAACAGGGAAAUAAAAUGACCAAAUGCAACCCCUGGCAGAGCUGUGGCCAGGAGUGAAUGCCAUGCACCGGGAGCUGUGCUCGAGCCUGGGGCCUGCUUGUUCCCCAGCGGGGGGCACAGGCAUGCCCCUCUGUAAAGGCACGGUGCAGGGCUCUGUGCAGUAACCCUGCCUUGGACCACUGACCAAGCAAGAACUCAGCUUGUGGGCUAGCAAUAGUAUCUGUAGCAGUUAAUGCAACCCCAGCGGGGCGUUUCGGACCAUUUCAACCCUUCCCCUCGCACGCGAGUAUCUUCCCUCCCAGGGCUGGGCCCCCCUGAGGCUGCCCUCUGCCCCCCAGCCCCUGCUCCUUGGCCUGGGGAUGGUGGCAGGGGAUGCCAAGGGUUAGGGGGUCUCAAGGGGGGACCUGGCUGAGCAGCAAGUGCCAUUGCCUCUUCAGCUUUGCUUCAUGCAGUUGGCCUGAUGAUCAAACAGCCAGCUGGGAUGGGCUCCCCUGCCUGGGCUCUUUCGUAGAGCUGGUGCUUUACCCAUGGCUUCCCUUGAUGAGGGCAUUAACAUUUGAUACCAUGGCCUGGUGGUACCAGACCAUAUCUUGCUCUGCAUCACCCCCUCUUGCCUUUCUGGGCUGGGAUGCACCGUUGCUCCUUCCCAGCACCCCUGACCUGUUCCAUGGUGUUUACCCUUACCCUGACCACCUGAGAAGCUGCCAGGCUGGGGUUGGGGGGUUUAUUUUUUAUUUUUUUUUUUCACUUCAGGAAAGCUUGUUUGGGGAAUACUCGCAUGUCGCAUGUGUGCCUGCUCUGCCUGUGCGGGGUUUGUGGGGAAAGUGCUGGUGUGGGGCUAGGGGGCAGGGGCUGCCCGUGUCUGUCCUAAAUCGCACCUCUGCCUCCCCAAAAGCUGCCCCCCUCCAGCUCUCCGGAUGAGAACCCUUCCAUCGUGGUCUUCACUGCCCUGGGUUAUGAGGCCAUGGCUUCUGCGGGCUGGGCUCGGGGGUGUUAGGGAAUG